This is a messenger RNA of Dentiscutata erythropus, 576 nucleotides long. NCBI's taxonomy places the organism in Eukaryota, Fungi, Glomeromycota, Glomeromycetes, Diversisporales, Gigasporaceae. The record is from the annotation of a GenBank genome assembly.
AUGCUUCAUCAAAAUAUCUUAUUAAAAUAUAUUACUGCAAUAGGUAUCAGAAAAAAUGAGAUUGUUGAGCUUGUGUUAAAUUCUUUAAUUAGCAGCAAUAGUAUUAAUGAAACCUUGUUAGAAAAAGAAUUGCAAAAACUUGAUGGUGAACCCAAUAAAGAUAAAAUCAAAGAAAUCUUUAAUCAUGUAUUUGAAAGUCUCAAUAAAGAGAUAGUUAAAAAGCAAGAAGGCUAUGAAUUCGAAGGUAUUGUAGGUACAACUGCUACAAUUGCUUUAAUCUUCAAUAAAACUACAUACGUAGUACACCGAGGGGACUCUCCUGCUUAUGUUGGUUACAAAAAAGUAGAGGAUCCUCACGUUUUCCGCAAUAGCAUUCGUGAUAGACCAAAAUAUUGGCUUGAUAAUAACACUGGUAGAGAGAAAUUAUUAGAAGAUAUUCUAGGUUUGGAAGUGUGGAAAGUUUUCUCGGAAAUUCUGUUAAGAGAUUUAGGGGAGAUAACAAAAGAUGCUUGUUUUUUAAUGGGAAAAAAACAGCAAUUCUUUCGUGAUGAGGAGGAAGAUGAUACAAAUUUAUAG